AUGGUCGAUUCGACUAAAGCCAUCCCUGAUUCCUUUAAAGACUGGCAAGAUGAAGUCAAUCUGCUGGGCCUGGGCACUCAGACCAUCCACAACAUUCAGCUAAAGUCGGCCUCCCGUGUCAGCAGAGAGCAAUUUCUGAUGCUUCGGGUUCUUUGGAAAGAACAUACCUCCUCGGAAUUUCUGCACUACGUUAAUUUGAAUCAGUGGCUGCCAGUCGCCAAGCAGAUGUUGGAAGGUCUCUCAUCGUGGGAAAAGUACCGCCAAAGCUUUAGCAGUUCGAUUCAGGAGGGCACGUUUGCGCCAGCCCGUCAUUACCAACUCCAGGUUUCCCAGACCGAACAAGACGAUUUUGGCGGUGGUGUCGUUUUCACCCCCAAGAUACAUAUGACUCGGUCAAGAACACAGGCCGCGCAGCUGCCAAUUCGCCAACCAGACUUUACCACAACGCCUCCCAGGCAGACUAACCCUGCCUUUGAAACACCACGCAUUGAUGAUGAGCCCGAUAUCAGUCCUCGUACCUCUUCACCGUCGCCUCCCUCCCGUUGGAGUACCAUCAAACCGGGCGAUGAAUUCAUGUAUCCUCCAACGAAAGAUGAGCAGAUUGUCAACACAGCUCUACUCGUCUUCCUCGAUUCCAUUACCUUGCACUUCAAUCUUUCUGUCGGGUGGUCUCUACAUCGCAUGGCUUUGACAGCAGAGUUCACCAACGCAAAGUUUGAGGCCAGGACGGAUGGGUACCUGUCCGACCACAGCGGAGAUAUCAAAGCCAUCAUAGAAGUGAAGCCAAUGCUUCGACAAAAGAAAAAGCCACAGAUUCUCAUCCAAGAGAGCCACCAGAUCGUGGCCGGUUUGCUGACGGAUUUCAGAUCUCCCAUUACUCAACGUCGGAAUAAACCUCGCCUUAUCAUAUCGCAGGACAGGCAAGAGAUCUAUAUUUCCUUGGCCGAGUACAACGCCGAUUACAUCACGUAUCUGCUAACAGGGGAGGUCCGCAACAACCCUUUCCUGGUAAUGCGUCAAUUUGGCCCCUGGAACACGAAUAGUUCGGGUGCGAUGGCUGAAUUGGGUCCCAUCCUUCUAGCACUUACUCUUUAUGCUGAGCAUUAUUAG
Messenger RNA from Aspergillus ibericus CBS 121593, 1110 nucleotides. RefSeq lists its product as uncharacterized. The record is from RefSeq and is a predicted model, not a curated record. NCBI's taxonomy places the organism in Eukaryota, Fungi, Ascomycota, Eurotiomycetes, Eurotiales, Aspergillaceae. The transcript is spliced from 2 exons. Bases 1 to 1110 code for a protein of 369 amino acids.